AUGACAGAAUCUCUUUGCUCAUGUUGCCAGCUUCUUGGAAAACCGUCGGCUCAAAUAAAUUUUAUCAUCGCUACAGGCGUACCAGACAGUAUGGUGUACCAACGAAUCAAGUAUUUACUAGAAAAUUAUUCAGAACGUUCUUCAUACACAAAUGAUAUUCGUCUAACUAAUUAUGAAACAUUGAUGGAUAUCAAUAAUCACCUCUUUAGUCUUGGAAAUCAUUCAUCAUCAAAUGAUCAAUCAAUAUCAACUCCUAUACAAACAUGUUGUGAUGGAUUCACUGCUAUGUCAAUUGAUAUUGAGGAUAUAUCGAAUUCUUCGCAGCUAGAAAGAUUUCAGAAAACAAUUCUUGAACUAUUAGACUCAACAACUGAAGAAAAAUAUAUAAAACGUAAAUUAAAAAGUUGGAUCAUGCUUAGCGGAUCAGUAUGUUUAGAACCAGCAUUACUUAAUAUAUUUCUUCGACACACUAAUCGUAAUUCAUUAUUACGAAGCUUCAAAUUGACGAUACUCUGUUUUCUUGUUGAUGAAAAACGACUUUUCGAAAAUUGGCUAUUUCAAAAUUUAUCUAUUAAAGAUUAUCAAUCAAAGAGUUUCCCUGAAUAUCAGCGCCAAAUUGACAAUUUCUUCUUCUUAUUAAAUUCUUCAAACUAUCUUCAAGAAAAUACAUUACUUGUUGAAGAACGAACUGUUUUAACUGAUAGUACACUUCAGACAUUGAUUCGCGAUCAUUUUCGUAAUGAUUCAUCAAAAUAUCGUGCAAACAAUGAUAAACUCCGUUUCGAUAUGGCGAAAUUACUGUCACCGUGCCAACGAACAGUGCGUGACGUACGUGAUGUUCGUAUUGAAUUACAAAACCGUUAUAGUCGCAUCGUAGAAAAUCGAUUGAAGCCACUUCUUCAAGAUCUUCAACAAUCAUCUACGGCUGAUAAUGCUGCUCGUCAAAUUGUUCAUCUUGUUCUAAAUGAUUUUGAACGUAUGAAUGACGAAGAAUUGCGAGUCUAUAAAAGACAAUUAAUCCUUGGCUUUCGAGUCCAUGAUGCAGAACACGCAAACACAAUUGCUGCUCAACUAGUUCGUUAUGCUCUUCAGUUACUCAGAAACCAUAAUGAUAAUGCAUCAAUACCACUUAUCUAUUCAAUAGUUUCAGUUAUAUGUAUAUUAGGUAGCCAUUUUUAUUUUCGUCAUGAAUUAUUUAAUCAUACACCUGAAAUAUACACAUUGAGUUUGUUGCUUGUUAGUCAACGACAGUAUGCGCUAACAUUAUCUGGCCUUCGACUUUGUAAAACUAUUCUAAAUGGUGAUCAAAACGAAUAUAAAUAUGCAAUCGCUUAUUUAAAUCAUGAUCCUUUAACUGCACGCACAAUUUUAGAUGCAAUAAAAUGGCUUCUAUCGCCUUAUCAAGCGCUCAAAAAAUUGUGGAAAGAAGAAGAAGAACAAGAAGCAAUAAAAGAAUAUGAUGGUUAUGAGUCAACCGAAGAAGAAUCGAAAGUGUAUAUUGCAGAGCGUUGUUGCUUUCGUCAUGCAGGCAUUCUCUGUGGACGAUCCUAUAUACGUACUCUUGCAUCAUUAUUUUAUGGCUCAGCGGAUCAUUGUAUGCAGGCGACAGAGGAUGAUGUGCACAACUUUGCUACAGUCAUUGUUGUUUUAGCAGAUUCUCGAAUGGUUGAUGGGAGUCGAUGCGAAAACAAACAUCGUCUUACUUUAAUGCUUAUAAGUGAAUUAUGUGCUCUUCUAACACCUAUUCUUUUAUACAGCUUACCUUCGGUUAGUUUAGCACUACUGAAUGAAAAUUAUUUAUUAUUAGCUAUUCCUAAAGCUAUUCAAGGCUUGCUUAAAACAAAUGAUGUCGGCGAAUAUAUGAUAAACCUAUGCAUUCGUUUUUAUACGCAGUUUGUUCAAUCAAAAUGCAAACAGAAAAAACUUGACGAUGAUAUAGUAGAUGAAGAAAAAAUAGAAUCAUUCGAUACGCCAACAAUUGAAUCUACAAUCGAUACAAUUGUUCCUUUGAAUCUUUCUCAAGAUUUAAUUUCAUCAUACUUUAAUUUAUAUCAACAAAUUCAGAAAACAUCUUUACUCGAUGAGAAAUUAGCAGAACAAGCACAAAUUCAAGCAUUAUUCAAUGAAGAAUGGAAAAAGUUCGAUAUUCUACAACUUCAACACGAUAAUCAACAAAUAAAACAUGAACAAAUGUUACUCAAAGAAGAAUUGCUACAAUUAAGAAAUGAAUUACAACGUACCCAAUCAGAGAGAGAUCAAUUUAGAAAAGAAAAUAUAAGAAUAUCUCAAGAAAUAGAUAAACUUAAACUAAUGCCAACUACCAGUACACCUGUAGAAUCUCAACAGUUAUCAAUAGUUACUUCUACUGAUAAUAAUAAUCAGAAGGAUUCCAUUGAUGGAUUACAAAGCCUUCCUCCAAAUGAAAUUACCUCGGAACAAGCAGAAAAAUGUAUUCGUGAGAUUUAUUAUCGGCGAACAACAUUCAAUGAUAAUGAUAUGCGAAAAUCUAUUUGUGGAUCACUCAAACAUCUUGGUUCUCAUCUUUAUAGUUCACCUGUUCAUUUUUUACAUGAACUUAUUCAGAAUGCUGAAGAUAAUUCUUAUGAUAAGUCAAUUAUACCAUGUUUACGUAUUGAACUUAAUCAUAGUUAUAUACUUUUAUCAAACAAUGAACAAGGUCUUCGAGCAAGAGAUGUAUUAGCUAUUUGUAGUUUAGCUGUUAGUACAAAGACAAUUGAACAAGAACAUAUUGGUGAAAAAGGUGUUGGUUUUAAAUCAGUUUUUGCUGCUUCUAAUCGACCAAUACUUAUUUCACAUGCUUGGAAAUUUUGUUUUCAUGUAUCAGGUCUUGAUGCUAUGUCAUAUAUAACUCCAUUAUGGAUAACAGAUCAAGAUAUUCCUGAUUGUAUUUCUAAUCAAAUUUCAACAUAUGCUCAACAUACUCAUCUUUAUUUACCGCUCAAAUUACAAGCACAUACACCCGAAGCUAAUAUGUUUCUUGAUCAAGUUAUCAAAGCUGCAGAUCCAUGUAUAUUACUUCAUAUGCGUCACUUAAAAAAACUUGAAAUUAUUGAUAAAAGACAGAAUAAAGUAACAAUCAUUGAAAAAGAAAUCAUAGGUCCAACGAAAUUAGAAGAACAAUCAAAUGUAACAUUUGAAGAUUUUACAUUUCUUAAUCUUGCUGGGUCUAUCAUUCAAUUAAAUACUUUAACAGGAUAUAAUACUUUUCGUGUGUAUACAUGUUAUAUUGAUGUACCAAACUCAAUUGAACAACGACGAACGUCAAAAACACGACUUAUUAUAGCAUUUCCUUGUGAAAUAAAUUAUGAUUUGACAAGUACAGUUUAUGCAGGUUUACCUGUUUGUGAUCUUGGUUUUAAUUUUUUAUUUAAUGCCGAUUUUCAAUUAGUCACUAAUCGAGAAAAUGUUCGAGAAAAUGUUUUAUUCAAUACACUUAUUCGUAAUCAUUUAUCAGCACUUUUUGUCUAUCUUUUAUUAAAUGAUAUAGAUUUAAGAAAAGAUAUGAAUCGAUAUUGUCCAUCAUUAAAUACACAUCAAGGAAAAUAUUCAUCAUGGUGGCUUGUUAUGAUUGAUAAUAUCAAUGAAUUAAUAACUAAAUAUCUUUCAGUACUGUUUGAAAUUCAAACAGGCAAAACAAUACGUUACUUUAAUAAAGAUUUAGCAUUACUUGUAUCAAAUGAACAAUUAUACAAUUGUGCUGAUAUUCAUGUGAUUGAUACCGAUCAUACUUUCUUGACAUCUGAACAAUUAAAAUCUUUUCAAAUUCAAACAGUUUCAAUUAUAGAUAUUUUGAAUUGCUUUCCACAUCGACAAGAAACAUUAGAAAAUAAAUAUCGUCAACAAUUUGAACUAUGGACACAAAGACAAGAUGAACAAUGGUGGUCUCUACUUUUUCAUCAUUUAGCUCAAAUGAUGACCUCAGAAAUUUCUCAUAAAAUUUUAAAAGCACCAAUUUUUCUUCUUCAAAAUGAUCCUCAAAGACAAUAUUUACCAAUCAGUGAUAAUACACAUUUACUUCUCUUUAUUAGUGAUAAUCCACAAUUUCGAAUGUGGAAAAAACAACUCACACUUUUACGAUAUUCUUCAAAAUCAGAAAGAACUGCUCUUCUUAAAUCGAAUCAUGUACAACUGCUUACAGAAGAGCGAAUGAUUGAGAUUAUUCGUCAAAAUCAUUUACAGUUAGCUAUUUCAUCUCUUGUUAAUAUUUCAAUUGUUCAGUUAAUCGAAGAAAUAUGGGAAGAUUUAUUCUAUUUGAAAUGUCAUUUAAAUAAGUUAGAUAAAUCUACUCCAUUUCUUGUACCAGUUUUUGGAACAUCAACUCUUAUUCCAAUUCAAAAUGCUAUAUUGCCAACAAUACUAGGAAUAGAUAUUCGAUCAUUUAUACAUCCAACAAAUUCAUCGAUCAUUGCUUUUCCUUAUCAUCAUGUUCAUCAUUCUCAAUUGUUCAAUAUUCUUCAAUGGGAACAUUUUCUACUUGAAAUGAAUUGUCAGCGAGCAUCGAUUUAUCUUCCAAUAAACUAUUCUAUCAUAAAAUUACCAUUUUUGCCAACAUUAACAAUGUUCACAGAUGAAAAAUGUGUUCAAUUGGCAGAAUUAAUUCUUUCAUAUCAAAAAGAAAAUACAAAAGAUUGUCUUCGACAGUUUCCAAUUGUUGAUGAUUCAAAAAGCGUACAACAAAUAAGUCCAAUCUCAGCUACUUUUGAUGAAAUGAUCGUUCAAGAUUUACCCUCGUUACCACGUAUCACUAUUCCAUCUUAUUGUCGUGUAUUAGCAAAAAACCUUGGUAUUUGUGUCGAAUAUGACCUUCGUACAUGUGUUAAUAUUCUACAAUUAUUAAGUAAUGAAAAAAAUACAAACGUUGAUUUGUAUAUUAAAUGGUUAAGCCAUUUCCAAUUGUAUGUUCGCCAACAACAUAUUGAAUCGAACAUAAAAACUUUACUAUUAUCAUGUCAAUUGUAUCUUCCUGAUCAAAAAAAUUCCUAUUUAUUAAAAGAUCUUUUAAUUGUAUCAAAUAAUGAAGAACAGCAUGAUAGUCUUUUACUCAUUUCUAAAUAUCUCAAAUUACAAUUAAUUUCACCAUUAAAUAAUCAAAUUUAUUGGCAAUUCAAAGAUCUCUUUCAUGUUUUAGGUUGUAUAUCUACGUCUACAAUUACUAUUGAUCACAUUUGUACUACAAUCUAUUGGGCAAGUCGUGACAAAAGUAAUUUCUUCGCUUUGGGUGAUUGUAAUACAACGUUAACGGAAAAUGGUAUAGAAAAAAUGAUUGUUUUAUAUCAAUAUCUUGAGAAUUUAAUAUUGAAAUGUGUCAAAACGAAUAGGUCAAAUAUUGAUUUAUAUGAUAACAUUGUAACCAAAAAACAUCCAACAGCAUCAUAUGGUAGUCGAGAAGAUUUAGAAUGGCGUUUUAGUUUUACUUGUAAUUCUUUAUCACAACAAUUGAAAAGAUUAACUGGUAUACAAUCACAACGGAAAAAAAUUGGUCUUCCUACAAUUAAUCGACAAAUUAUUACAAAAAAAAAUGAUAAGAUUAUUUAUGCAUGUUUAGAAACUAAAAUCAUUCAAAAUUUAUCAAAAGAUAUUAGACAACGUUAUUUUAUUUUACCAUUGAUUGCUCGAACAUGUCCAUUACUUUUGGCGACAUUUGACAUUGAUUAUAUUGAACGACGAGGCAAAGUUCAAUGGAUACAUAAAAAUCAUAAUCUCGAGUUUUCUCUGAAACAAUUAACAGAAGUCUUUCGUACGACUCUUAAUGACUUAGAAAUGGAAGUGAUAACAGCAAAAUAUGCUAGUGUAACUCUUCUUCUAUCCGAUUCUUUUGUGAUUGAUUCAAUCAAUGAACAAAAUGAAAAUAAAAUUGAUCAAUAUGUAAUAGAUAGUGAUUAUCCUUUCUGGAUAUUUAAAAACACGAUUCUUCUUUGUACUGGUCAGGACAAAGAUGAUAAUUCAAAAGCAAUUAUUGCAAUAUCGGCUUUAACAACUCUAUUACACAACCGAAAACAUAUACCAUUCGAAGAAGCUAAAUCAAUUGCUCGACAAAAGAUAAGUACAUGCACUGCAUUUCGUUCCGAACAUACUGCACGUGUUGCUAGUACAGAACCUACCAUUUAUUCAUAUAUUGAUUUACUCUUUCCUACUGAUCAUCAUUCUAUUGAAUCGAUGAUUAUAUCAAUAGGAAAACAUUGUACGUUGGAACAAGAUCUUGAAAAAACUACAAUAGGUAUGGUUGCUAUUGAUCGAACUGCUGAGGAUGAAAUUUAUCGCAAUCGUGUAAAAACACAAAAUCAUAUUCCUCGAAAUAGGAACAUGACUAACAAUUGGAAAGAUUCAUCAAUUGUAGAUGGUAUCGAACAACUUCGUAUUGGUCAAAAUGCAGAACAUUUCUUUUUUGUCUAUCUACAAAAUCAUUAUGGUUCAAUAGAUGUAACACCGACAAAAAAUUGGCGCUCGUCAUCACGUCUUAUUACUUAUCCACAGUGUCAACGUAAUAUCGAUGAUUCAAUUGGUUUUGAUUUUGAAUUACAUGAUACAAAAGAAAUAUUUGUUUGUGGAUCAGGAUCAAGAACAAAAUAUUGCUAUUUUGAAGUUAAAGGCACUAGUGGAUCAUUCAAUGAAACACAUACUCGUUUUCAUAUUUCUCAAAAUGAAUUAGACAUGUGUCAAUCGAUUGCAAACGAUAAGAAACGACAAGAACGCGAAGCAUAUUUCAUUGUUAUUAUAGAAAAUUGUCUUGAUCCCGAAAAGAUCUCUUUCGGUACUGCUAUUAAUUGGUAG
Molecule: messenger RNA, 6792 nt
Organism: Rotaria sp. Silwood1
Lineage: Eukaryota; Metazoa; Rotifera; Eurotatoria; Philodinida; Philodinidae
Source: the annotation of a GenBank genome assembly